This is a messenger RNA of Rhodofomes roseus, 723 nucleotides long. Its product is annotated as KptA family-domain-containing protein. Gene Ontology annotation, biological process: tRNA splicing, via endonucleolytic cleavage and ligation. Gene Ontology annotation, molecular function: tRNA 2'-phosphotransferase activity. The transcript is spliced from 5 exons. The record is from RefSeq and is a predicted model, not a curated record. NCBI's taxonomy places the organism in Eukaryota, Fungi, Basidiomycota, Agaricomycetes, Polyporales, Fomitopsidaceae. Bases 1 to 723 code for a protein of 240 amino acids.
AUGUCGAAAACGCUCUCUUGGGUGCUCCGACACGGCUCGCAGGCCGAGGGCCUCGCUAUGCGCCCCGACGGAUAUGUGCGCGUCGAUGACCUUUUGAAGAUACCUAAGAUGCGCGAGAUGGACUUCCACAAUUUAGAAAACAUCGUACAGAAUGAUAGCAAAAGCCGCUAUGAUUUGAAGUGCGAGCGAGACGAAAGCCUCGAGCCUCCAAAAGAGAUCUGGUGGAUCAGAGCCAACCAGGGUCACUCAAUGAAGGAAGUCAAACUUGACUUGAAGCUGAUGAACUCAGUGAAGGAUAUCCCGACGGGGAUCGCUGUGCACGGCACUACGCGUAAGGCCUGGGAGCUCAUCCAAAAGCAAGGGCUUUCGAAGAUGUCGCGCAACCACAUACACCUUGCCCAAGGAGUCCCGGGCUCCGGGGUCAUAAGCAUGCGCAAUUCCUCGCAGAUCCUCAUCUACGUUGACGUCCAGAAGGCCCUCGAAGCGGGAAUCAAGUUCUUCCUCUCCGCGAACGGCGUCGUCCUCACCGAAGGAGACGAAAAGGGCUUCCUAGGCCCGCAAUUCUUUGCGCGCGUCGAGACGGCCAAGGGCGAAGCACUACCUGGCUGGGAGACUACGCAAGCCGUGCCGCGUAUCAAGGAAGUCAAAAAAGCGGAGGCGGCGGAGAAGGACAAGCCUACGGAAGUCGAUGCGACAGUUGCUGGUUCUGUUACGGAUACAUAA